Pantherophis guttatus is the source of this 3714-nucleotide messenger RNA. RefSeq names its product MAPK interacting serine/threonine kinase 1 (gene MKNK1). The record is from RefSeq and is a predicted model, not a curated record. Gene Ontology annotation, biological process: protein phosphorylation. Gene Ontology annotation, molecular function: ATP binding; protein kinase activity. NCBI's taxonomy places the organism in Eukaryota, Metazoa, Chordata, Lepidosauria, Squamata, Colubridae.
CCCUCAAACCACCCGAGUACGUUAGAAAACCGAGAGCGGGGAACAUUUCUCUCUACUUUUGUGUGGCUCUGCGCAUGGGCACUGCCGGCACCCAGUCCGGCCUUCCUGGAACUGGUUCCAAAAGCUCUCCUACUACGAAAGCGGGAUUCCCACGCCCGGGCAAGUAUGUCUACUUUGACGAGGCCCAAUAAUAGUUCGGACCUGAAGAGUUUCCCUAGUCCCAUUACGUCACAAAGUAAUCCUUCACCAAGUUCAUUUAUGAAUGAAACGUGUUGCCAGGCUCCACCAGCCUUCUAUUCAAUGAAACCCAUCCAGCAUAAAUCAGAGAUAAUCAACAGCCAGCCUCUUCCCAUAUCAGACAAUGGCAAAAGGAAAAAGAAAAAGAGGACAAGAGCUACAGAUCAUUUCCCUGGAAGGUUUGAAGAUUUAUAUAAGCUCACUGCAGAGAUGCUUGGUGAGGGCUCCUAUGCCAAGGUUCAAGGAGCAGUUAGCUUGCAGACUGGAAAGGAAUAUGCAGUUAAGAUAAUUGAAAAAAAUGCUGGACAUAGUCGGAGUCGGGUAUUUCGAGAAGUGGAAACAUUGUAUCAGUGUCAGGGCAAUAAGAACAUUUUGGAAUUAAUAGAGUUUUUUGAAGAUAGUGUAAAGUACUACCUUGUGUUUGAAAAGCUGCGAGGAGGCUCUAUCCUGACUCAUAUACAGAAGCAAAAGCACUUUAAUGAGAGGGAGGCCAGCCAGGUGGUGAGAGACAUUGCCUGUGCAUUGGAUUUCUUGCACACAAAAGGUAUUGCACAUCGAGAUCUAAAACCUGAGAAUAUACUCUGUGAAUCUCCCAAUAAGGUAUCACCUGUAAAAAUUUGUGAUUUUGAUCUUGGAAGUGGGGUGAAACUCAACAGUGCAUGUACUCCAAUCUCUACUCCUGAACUGACUACUCCGUGUGGGUCUGCAGAGUACAUGGCGCCAGAGGUGGUGGAAGUCUUCACAGAAGAAGCCACAUUCUAUGACAAGCGGUGCGACCUGUGGAGCCUAGGUGUGAUUUUGUAUAUCAUGCUAAGUGGCUAUCCUCCAUUUGUGGGUAAUUGUGGUACAGACUGUGGCUGGGACAGGGGAGAAGUCUGCAAAGUUUGUCAGAAUAAGCUUUUUGAGAGUAUCCAGGAAGGCAAGUAUGAGUUCCCUGACAAGGAUUGGUCUGGUAUCUCCAGUCAAGCCAAAGAUCUCAUCUCAAAGCUCCUGGUUCGUGAUGCCAAACUGAGGCUUGGCGCUGCCCAGGUUCUAAAACAUCCCUGGGUACAAGGUCAUGCUUCUGAAAGAGGCUUACCUACACCCCAGGUUCUUCAAAGGAACAGCAGCACAAAAGAGUUGACUCUUUUUGCCGCUGAAGCUAUUGCUCUGAACCGCCAACUCUCCCAGCAUGAAAAUCAACUCAGUGACGAACAGGAAAGCCUCACACAGGCCAUGUGCUCCAUGAAGCUUUCUCCUCCCUCUAAAUCCCGCCUUGCCAAACGUAGAGCCAUGGCCCAGGCUACCAAAUCCAGUGACUUCCAGCCAGCUCCUCAGGCAGCUCUUUAAUGUACAUUUUAUGUUUAUUAAUUCAAGGUUAGCAUUGGUUAUAAUUGUGGUAAGGUACUCAUCACCAAUCAGUAUACUCUGUUUCCCCCAAAAUAAGACAUCCCCUGAUAAUAAGCCCAAUCGCUUAUUUCAGGGUUCAACAAAAUAUAAGAGAGGGUCUUAUUUUCGAGGAAACACAGUAUUAGUAUUAGUUUCUUUACAACAAAGAAAUUUUAGAACAAAACUUGGAGGAGAAUGAUGUAAAGGACAGUUUCUUUGGAUUUUUUUUUUAAAUAAAUGCUUUGAAUUCUGUGAAGUUCUUAGAUAAAAUUGCUGCUCUGUUGCAAUAUAACAAACCACUUAGGCAAUAUUUGCACACUCCCGUCCAAAACCAGAGGAUAUAUCUCUAUUGCCAAGCCUUGGAACUAAUAGAACUCCGAAUUUAAAGGGUAUUGAGGGAUCUUUCAGUAUUUUUACCACUCCAAGUCCCUACUUGCAGUCACAAAAAAUUGUAAUGGGUUUCUUUUAGAGAAACUUCAUUGUUCUGGUUUUUUUUUUUUUUUAGCUUUCUUUGUCUAUUAAUAGUUUGAGUUAAACUUCAAAGGACAUUAAUAAUAAUUCAUUACUGUUGGGGUUGCAUCUAAUGUUGUUACCCUUUAUAAUAUUACCGGGGUGUCUAUUUUAAGAAUGAAGGUUAUUUAAUCUGGAGUUUCCUUUUUUUCCUUCCUUCCUUCCUUUCAUCAGAAAAGGUAGAGUACAUGAAAGUGCAUUGAUAAUGUGAGGCAUUUUUUUAAGAAACUGUCUACAAUAAAAAACGACAGAUCUUGGAGCUGAAGAGCUAGUAAAGAAUGAUCUCCUUGCUAAACUUUGGCAGAGAAUGAAGCAUGAACCUCCAUUUCAUUACCUUUAAAACAAGGAAUGAGCGCAUUUAAAAAAUACCUCCUUGAUUUGUUCCCAUACUGUAAGCAUGGAACCAAGAGAGGGAUUUGAUGCCAGUCCAUCAUCCUUGGUCUUUUGAGUCAUCAUUUGAAUCAUUAUUCCGCAUCUGCUAUUGGAGACCAUCACAGUUAAAGUGAUGGUCUCUUUAAAGUUAAAAUAAUUACAGUUCCUGUUCAACUUGAAAAUAGAGCAAGUGGCUGACACACACAUGCACUCAGGAGGCCUUUCCUUUUUCUGGUCACCUUGAAUACUUGAGAAAAAAGCACUUAAUUGUUAACUGUGAAAUAUUUAAGUAUGUGCCAUUUUGAUCAGUUUUCCUAUCUCUGUAGGCAAGCAGCUAGAUCCAUAUAGAGCUGGACAAAUCAGCAUAGACUUGGAGUGGUUCUUGCUGUUGAGACGUAUAUUCCAUAGUUUAUCUUAUAUAAGGACAGUAAAAGUGAAAGUGGAGAAAGGGAUUUCUAUAGCCAGAUUUUUCCAUUAUCAGUUGCAAAUAAUUGCUCAUGCAUUAAUGUUAGGCCUCUCAUACACAUUCAGAGAGAGAGAGAGAGAAAUGCACACACAUACACAUAUAUACAUCAAUUAAGCAGUCUUACAACUUGAACCUUGGAAGACCUAGUUCAGUGUAAAUGUUAGAUGGCAAGACAACUUAGGACUGCAAAGUCAGGUUUUUAUUUUAAAAUACAGUGUACAAUUGUGGCUAAAUUCUCAUGCGAUCACUCAUGAUUACAAUAGUCAUUUUAAACUUACAUUUAGGAAUUGAACAUCUUACAAAUCUUUGGAAAGCUAUUCAUCUCAUGGAAAUUCAUUAAAAAAAUAAAAAAUUGGAAAUUUAGGCCAGUGCAUUACAUAAAGCAGGAAUUAUCUAAUAUUUGAAGAUCAGUAUUAAUACCGAUGGAGUAGGAAGAUAAAUCCAACAACUUUAGAAGAAUACUGAGGUUUUCCAAAAUUUGCCUGUCAAAUAACUUCACGCUCUGCCUUUAAAUAUAAUUUCUAUGUUUUAUACACUUUUAAGUUAGUAGUGAUGAUAAAAACAUGUACAAAGGGUGCUGCGCUUAAGGUUUUUAUAUAUUGUACAUUUAAUAAUGUUGGUUUUUAAAUACUGUUAAAUUGCUGUUACAUUUGUAAUGUACUCCGUGGUUAACUGUGAAAGCAUUGGAUAAACUCAGGAAAUAUCUCCAUAUGACACAUUAUUGCAGUGUAACGAAAAUUAAAUUUGUCUAAUUUAUAAAC